AUUUUCUCCGUGAGCAGCGUACUGUUCCUGAGAGAAAUCCGUGGAAUUCCGAAAUCGGUGCGUGCACUUUGCCGGCAAUUUGUAUAACAUUUUUUUUGUUUACAAACAACUAAUAGCAGGUACCGCGAUAUGCCUCUAAAGAACUUGAGUGUUCUGCUGCCGGGACUGAAGUGGCUGCACGGCUAUACGGCUCAGGAUGCGGUGGCUGAUCUGAUAGCUGGCAUAACGGUGGGUCUAACGGUGCUGCCACAGGGAUUGGCUUAUGCCACACUGGCGGGAUUGGAGCCACAGUAUGGUCUGUACUCAUCUUUUGUGGGUGGCAUUGUCUAUGCAAUGUUGGGCAGCUGUCGGCAGGUGACGAUUGGACCAACCGCGUUGUUGGCGUUGAUGACAAGCCGGCAUACAGGAUUUGGUUUGGACUCGGGUCCGGCUUAUGGUAUACUACUGUGCCUAAUCUCCGGCGUUGUGGAGCUAGCUAUGGCUGUGCUGAAACUAGGCGCUCUGGUAGAUCUCAUAUCGUUGCCAGUAACCGUGGGAUUUACAUCUGCCACGGCUGUUAUAAUUGGCACCUCGCAGUUGAAGGGUUUGCUCGGUCUGAAAGGCGGCUCUGGCUCUGCCUUCAUCAACACCAUGAGCUCCGUUUUUGGGAAUCUGCAUCAAGUGCGUCGCGGCGAUUUAACCCUUGGACUGGUAUCCAUUAGUGUGCUCCUGUUGUUGCGGAAACUGAAGACUGUAAACGUGACAAAUCGCGUGAAGAAUUUACGUGCUCAACAGUUGCUCAGUGGCAGCAUUUGGGUUGUAUCCACCGGACGCAAUGCUCUUGUGGUGCUCGGAUCCAGCGUCUUGGCGUACAGCCAGUGCAAGAGUCUGGACAGCUGUCCCUUUAUUCUAACCGGCAAAGUGAAGAGUGGUUUACCAAACCUGGCGCUCCCCAAGUUCGAGACAACAAUUCUGGGCAAGAACGACACUCAUGUGCCACAGAAUUUUGAACAAAUGCUUUCGGAACUGGGACCUUCGAUGCUGAUUCUGCCUAUCAUUGCCGUGCUCGGUAAUGUGGCCAUAUCGAAGGCUUUCGGUGGCGUCGGCUUAAGUCCCACACGCGAGCUGGUGGCACUAUCGUUGAGCAAUAUUUGUGGCGCCUUUUGCAGCUCCAUGCCAGUGACCGGUUCCUUCUCCCGCAGCGCUGUCAAUCAUGCCAGUGGCGUGCGUACUCCAAUUGGUGGCUGUUAUACUAGCAUCUUGGUGCUCCUCGCCUUGAGUCUGCUGGCACCAUACUUUCAGUACAUUCCAAAGGCGGCGCUCAGUGCUGUCAUCAUUUCAGCAGUGAUAUUUAUGAUUGAGUUUGAAGUCAUACGUCCAUUGUGGCGUUGCAGCCGUCGUGAGCUGUUGCCGGGUGCCAUCACCUUCGUCAUGAGUCUUGCCGUUGGCGUUGAGAUUGGCCUGCUGCUGGGCGUUGGCGCCGAUGUCGCCUUCCUUGUCUACCGUGCCGCGCGUCCCAUACUGAGCGUAUCCAAGGUUCAGACCAUAAACGGAAUGAGCUAUAUUCUAAUACGACCCAAGCAUAGUUCACUCUACUUUCCGGCUAUUGAAUGGGUACGCUCGGGCAUCUCCAAAGCGCUCUCCACUCACGGAACAGCCCCCGUUGUCCUGGACUGUUCCCAUGUGCAUGAUUUUGAUUUUACAGCAGCCCGUGGCAUGGGAUCGUUGCACAAGGAGCUGGCCAAGGCGAAUGUGCCCUUGUUUUUAAUGAGUGCUCACAAGGAUAUCAGUGUUAUACUUAAAGAGUCUACGAAUAUUGAUUUUCCAACGAUAGAUUGCCCUAAUGAUUUGGAGUGCUUGUUGGAACAAACUACCGACUACGAGCUGCACUUGCAGGUGACGGCACCAUUGGUAGAGUCCAAAAUGCUACAAAACGUUGAGGCAAAUGCAACAGAACUGUCCAAACUGGCCACGAACAGCGCGUAAUUAGCAGGGUACUUAAAAAAGAAAUUCUAGACUAGCAAAUGGCACACAUAUACUUUUAAUUGUAUUUAAUCUUUUAAGCUAUGCUUAAGUUAUUGUAAUUACUUUCUAUAUUUCUGCCAAAUUAAUCAAAUUCAUUCCUAUUUAUUUAAUUACUUUCCCUAAGUUAUAUAGAUAUGUUAACUGUGUUAUUUCUCUUACCCAUGUCAUUGAAUUCCAUUGCUAUAAUCAAGGCUGCAAACCACCAAAAUUAGGUUCAGUUCGCAAACCGGUUUAUAUACCUCCUAAACCCAAGGUUGGGCUCGAACCCUGGUUCAAUUAUGAGAUAAAUUAAAUAAUUUAAGAUGACCUAUUAUUUUAUGUUUUUUUUAUGUUAUAAUAUAAUUAAAGUGAUUGAAUUCACUUCACUUCUCGAUUAGCACUAAAUUCCAAGAAAAUUUUCGAUUGAAGAUCAUUUAGUUCUGCAAAUUAACUACGAUGAACAAACUCCAGUGAGUGGUCGAUGUUUUCAUGGAAAUCGAUUCAAUCAACUUGAUAUAUCGCCGCUUUCACGAAAAUCGAGUUGUCGAUAUUUCGAUGUAUGCUUACAUCACUAAUAAAAAGAAUGUAAUUAUUUUUUUUUUGAAGCGAACCUUUUAUCAAAGAAAUGGUUUCGGUUAUGAAUGUUCAAAUGUUCGGUUCAUGAACCGGCUCGGAUUGUUAAAAACACGAACCGAACCGGUUCAGCGAGGUUCGGUUCAGAACCGGCUUUGCAGCCAUGGUUAUAGCCUGUAUUUAUUAGUCAACUGUAUAAAACGUCAAAUUGAUUUUUUUCAAUUAAUUAAAUUAGAACUGACUUUAUUACUUUAUUCCUUUCAUCAAAUUGUAUUAAUUCCAACUAUUUAUCAAUUAAUAAUUUUAUUCCUAUUCAUACCCGCUACGAUAUUACUUUUCACUCGAAUGACUUAAGUCUGAUUGUAUAUAGUAGUUAAGUUUUAUAUGUUCACUUUGAAGUUGAAAUAAAAUCGAAUUAA
Messenger RNA from Drosophila innubila, 2975 nucleotides. Its product is annotated as sodium-independent sulfate anion transporter. The coding region runs from base 130 to 1965 and encodes 611 amino acids. Gene Ontology annotation, biological process: transmembrane transport. Gene Ontology annotation, cellular component: membrane. The record is from RefSeq and is a predicted model, not a curated record. Gene Ontology annotation, molecular function: sulfate transmembrane transporter activity. The transcript is spliced from 6 exons. Lineage: Eukaryota; Metazoa; Arthropoda; Insecta; Diptera; Drosophilidae.